AUGACGGUAAUAGCUCAACCAGGAGAUGAUAUGCCAUCUCAGGGAGAUCCUGGUAAAUGCUAUGCCAAGUGCUUAAUCCCGGAUCAGUAUGAAACUGUGACCGAGACCAUCACCACACGCGCUGCUUCAACUCGCACGGAGAUUGUACCUGCAGAGUAUGAAACGAUGACAGAAGAUGUACUUGUCAAAGAAGCAUCGACAAGAAUAGUACCCGUACCUGCAAAGUAUGAGACCGAUACGGAAGAUGUACUUGUAAAAGAAGCAUCAUCUAGAAUUGCAGCGGUACCAGCCGUAUAUGAAAAGGUAACUGAGAAAGUUCUUGUCAAAGAGGCUUCAAGCAGAAUCAUCCCGACCAAGGCUGUUUACGAGACCGUUACGGAAGAUGUAUUGGUAAAAGAAGCCUCAACUAGAAUUGAGUCUGUGCCUGCAUCAUAUGAAACUGUUACAGAAGAUGUCCUGGUGAAAGAGGCAUCAAGCAGAAUCGAAAGAGUACCAGCAAAAUACGAAACUCAAACCGAGACCAUCGAAGUUUCUCCCGCCACUACUAAGUGGGUGAAGAGAAAAGCCGAUCGCAACUAUUUAAUAUCCAAAGAACUCAAAAGACAAAGAGAAGGCAUCGAACUGAUUGCUUCUGAAAACUUCACCAGCCAGGCUGUGCUGGAUGCCAUGGGCACUUGUCUUACCAAUAAGUAUGCAGAAGGAUAUCCGGGCAAAAGAUAUUAUGGCGGAUGUGAAGUCGUCGACGAGAUUGAGCAAAUUGCCAUUGAUCGGCUAAAGGAACUGUUCAACGCCAGCUAUGCCAAUGUACAACCUCAUUCGGGAGCUCAGGCCAAUGCUGCAAUUUUCUUAGCUGUAUUACAGCCUGGCGAUAAAGUAUUAGGGUUUGAUCUCUCACAUGGGGGUCACCUAUCACAUGGGUCGCCAGUUAACUUUUCAGGCAAGGUUUACAAACCGGUCUUUUACGGAGUCGAAAAAGAGACUGGACGCAUAGAUAUGAACAAAGUAGCGGCCAUUGCUGAGCGUGAAAAGCCAAAGCUCAUUAUUUGUGGUGCUUCAGCCUAUGCCAGAGAUUGGGACUAUGCCCGAUUUAGAGAGAUUGCUGAUGCUGUCGGCGCCCUGCUUUUAGCUGAUAUAGCCCACCCCGCCGGUUUGAUAGCCACAGGAUUGUUAAAUGAUCCCAUUCGGCAUUGUCACAUCGUAAGUUCGACAACGCAUAAAACACUUCGAGGGCCGAGAGGUGGGUUGAUUAUGAUGGGUGAAAACUUUGCAAAUCCUGGGGUUUUUCCAGGUAUGCAGGGCGGACCACUAGAACAUGUGAUCGCGGCAAAAGCCAUCGCCUUUGGCGAGGCACUUCAACCAUCCUUUAAAACCUAUGGUGAACAGGUAAUCAACAAUGCGAAAGCCAUGUCGGCGGCCUUUAUGGAUUUGGGAUAUCACAUCAUAUCAGGAGGCACUGAUAAUCAUCUUAUGUUGAUUGAUUUAAGAUCAAAAGGUAUCAACGGCAAGCAAGCUGAGCAGUCCUUGGUGAAAGCGGAUAUUACGGUGAAUAAAAAUAUGGUGCCUUUUGACACAGAAUCUCCAUUUGUUACCUCAGGUAUCCGUAUCGGUACUGCGGCCAUUACGACCAGAGGUUUUGAUACCAAAGAUUGUCAGCAAGUGGUUGAGUGGAUUGAUGCCAUUCUUCGCAAUCUUGGGAAUGAUGUAAAAAUCAGUCAAGUGCGCAAAGAAGUAAAUCAAUUCAUGGAGCGCUUUCCACUCUACGAGUCUUCGCUUGUGGCAGGUGCCUGA
This is a messenger RNA of Nerophis lumbriciformis (worm pipefish), 1788 nucleotides long. Lineage: Eukaryota; Metazoa; Chordata; Actinopteri; Syngnathiformes; Syngnathidae. The record is from RefSeq and is a predicted model, not a curated record.